AGAACAACAAAUGAUAGGGGAGAGCUGAAUCAGUAAAGGACUAAAGAGGAUCAUAACAGCAGUAGAACAACUCCAGGUUCUCUGCAGUCUGUACACAGCCAAUAGCGUGUCUAUUUCUUUCUUUGUAAAGUCCUUUUUCAACCAAAUAUCAAUGCACCUCUCUUACUUUUCUGUGAAGAAUCGAAAUAAAAUCUCACGGAACCUACACACUGCAUUGGAAGAUACAAGAAUAUCAUCAGUUUCUCCUAUUCAUUAACUCCAGUUACUCACUGAAGAUAACAUUGGAAGCAUUGGGCAAUAAAAAUGAGCAAUUCCUCUGCUGGAACCUCAUCAAAACCAAGAACAGCUUCCUCACAACCAUCAGAAACUUCGUCCAAGCGCAAAAGAGGAGUUUUCCAAAAAGAAUUGCAGCACAUGAUGUAUGGCUUUGAAGAUGAUCCUAAUCCACUUCCUGAAAGUGUGGCUCUUAUGGAGGACAUUGUUGUGGAGUAUGUCACAGAACUGGUACAUAAAGCCCAAGAUAUUGGAUCUCAGAGGGGGAAGCUAUCAGUUGAGGAUUUCCUCUAUUUGAUUCGCAAGGAUUCGCCAAAACUUAACCGCUGUACAGAACUACUUCUAUGAAUGAAGAGCUGAAACAAGCAAGAAAGGUUUUCGAAUCAGACGAAGAGAAACUAAGGAAGGUUUUUGAGGUGGAUGACUCACUUGAAGGAUGAGUAAUGAAGUUACUGAAAUGCACUAAUGACUCAGCUAACCUGUUCUUUGUUGGUUAUGAUGUGUUUCGCUUUCUGGAGGAUGCUCUAGAUAUGAACUUAAUCCCUAAACGUCCAUGAUCGAAUUGAAAAUUUGUUUUAUCUUCGUACUCAAAUGUAAUGUGUACAUAAUCUUAAAAUCAAUUUGUGCCUUAUAA
Molecule: messenger RNA, 907 nt
Organism: Glycine soja
Lineage: Eukaryota; Viridiplantae; Streptophyta; Magnoliopsida; Fabales; Fabaceae
Product: transcription initiation factor TFIID subunit 13-like
Exons: 6
Coding region: 304-621 (105 amino acids)
Biological process (GO): transcription by RNA polymerase II
Molecular function (GO): protein heterodimerization activity
Source: RefSeq, a predicted model, not a curated record